Miscanthus lutarioriparius is the source of this 465-nucleotide messenger RNA. Lineage: Eukaryota; Viridiplantae; Streptophyta; Magnoliopsida; Poales; Poaceae. The record is from the annotation of a GenBank genome assembly.
AUGAUCCUCGCAACUCCUCGCAUCACUCACUACCUUCACAGCAUCCCGCCACCGGGUCCGGGCCACCGCAGGAGUCUCCUCUCCACAGCAUACGCCGCCGUGCAGCGAGAUGAUGCCACCACGGAGGCGGCAGCAGGAGAGGGCACAUCGUCGUCGUCGUCGUCGUCGGAAAGCCUGAGAGUGGCUAAGCCUGCCGCGACAGCUCCGGCUUCGGCUCCGGCGGCGUUUUCGUUGCCCAAGGACUACAGCCAUACUCUGUUCCACUCCGAGUGCCUGGAGGUGCUGGGCCUGGUGGACCUCGAGUCGCUGCGGAAGCGGCCGAGGCUCACCGUAGGGGUGACGGUGAAGGCGUCCGUGGUGCUCCCGGUGCUUGUGGUGCUGGCGGUCCUGUACCUGACGGACGUGGCCAAGGGUGUUGUCGACUGGACGCAUCAUCACCUGGAGGGCGAGGACGUGGGGGACUAG